GAGGGGGGGCAGGGAGAGGGAGGACGCGGCUUCCGCCAUAUUGUAUGAGCGGCCCUGAGGCAGGCCGGCACUGAGCCCGGGACAGCAGCGCAGCGGCACUUCGGCCUCCGGCAACAUGUCAGAGACCUACGAUUUCCUAUUUAAGUUCCUGGUUAUCGGCAGUGCGGGGACAGGGAAAUCAUGUCUUCUUCAUCAGUUUAUUGAAAACAAAUUCAAACAGGACUCCAACCACACGAUCGGCGUUGAGUUUGGAUCAAAAGUAGUUAACGUUGGGGGCAAGACCGUUAAACUACAGAUUUGGGACACAGCAGGGCAAGAGCGUUUCAGGUCAGUAACGAGGAGUUACUACAGGGGAGCAGCAGGUGCACUUUUGGUAUAUGAUAUCACAAGCCGUGAGACCUACAACGCACUCACAAAUUGGUUGACAGAUGCCCGGACCCUUGCCAGUCCUAAUAUAGUCAUUAUUCUCUGCGGGAACAAGAAGGACUUGGACGCAGAUCGAGAGGUCACGUUCCUGGAGGCAUCGCGCUUUGCACAAGAAAAUGAGCUGAUGUUCCUGGAAACAAGCGCACUGACUGGAGAAAAUGUGGAAGAAGCAUUUCUGAAGUGUGCAAGGACCAUCUUAAAUAAAAUUGAAUCAGGGGAGCUAGACCCUGAGCGCAUGGGCUCGGGGAUCCAGUACGGUGAUGCCUCACUACGCCAACUGCGGCAGCCCAGAAGCAUGCAGACACAAAACAAACAGCAGUGCAACUGCUAGGCACGGCGGUGGUGACCUGAUGCUGCGGAGCUCAUGUAAAAGCAGUGCUGCAAGUUGAUCAGUUUGAUGGAAACCUUAGGACCAGGGGGUGAAGCACUGGCCUUGGUUGAUUUAUCUGGGGGUUGGUGCCUUGCCUUGAGGUCUAAUGACCCAGUGAUCCUCCCUGUACAGUAUACUGUGUGUCAUCUGCCUGUUUAGUGAGCAAUCCUUACGAUUCCAAUGUUUUAUAUAACUGUAUCCCUUUUGGUUAGCUUUCCUAGCCACAUGACUCCACAGGGUGCAAAGAUGGAAAAUAAUAUCCUCUUUUUCAAAAAGAGACCACACAAGAUGUGUGUGGAAUGGUUUAGAUUCUCCCAUUUGGGCUGUUUAAAUUUUAUUUCAGUAAAGAGUGAUGUUACUUAACCCAUAACUAUACUGGCAAACUCCGUGCAAUAGACUUCAUUCGCUACCGCCAUUCUGAGUGUAUUUAUUGUUCAAAUUGGUCAAUGUAGAUAGACUUCCUCCAUUCUCACAUAAUCGCAACUUAUUGUGCAUUAGCACGAGUGGCACAAUAACAUUUUAUUUAAGUUUACUUUGCAAUUGGCAGUGUAAUCAAUCCCAGUGCAGCGUGGGUAGCACUAUUUUUGCACUGGGUGAUUGGUUUCUCUUUGCUCUCAUCAAGGCUUUUGCACAUUCUGGUUCUCUACCUGCUAACCUAAUUGUCCCUGUCCUGACUUCAAGCCUCCUUCCUCCUCUCCUGAUAUCUUGCUUAUCUGAUAGAGCGAGAGUGCUUGUUCUCUGCCAGGCUUCUUUUACAAUAUUAGCUUGCACAUUUAUGACCGUGCUCUGUUACCCUAUCCCUUCCUCUCUGUCCUGUCCAAGGGUUGGAUCUUGGUCCAUUUAUGGGAACAUAAGAGGAGCCAUUCAGAUAAGCGUACUGCAAAUCCUUUUGCUUUCUUAAGACGGUUCCCCAACAAAGAUAAAUUACAAAUCUUGUUCCUGCUGCACCUUUCUGAGAACAGGGUUCCAACUUUCCAAUACUGAAGAGAAAUAUCUUUAUAUUUCAUACUUCGACGCAAACAUUUAGUGUUUGUUGGGUUGGGGGGAAUGGUUCUGUGACAGUUAUCUUGAGGAUGACCCAUCACCCCGCCCACAGCUCAACAGCAGGUUAUGCCUGUCCUGUCCUCAAUCUCUGACUGAACCCAACAGGGGAUGGGUUGUCCAGACCCUGUUGCAUUGCAGUAUGAAGGUGUAAAGACCACCUACAUUCCCAUACUAUCCAGAGGACUGAGGCUGAACCUCCCCUCUGUGUCCUCUCCCUCCACCACUGGGAACUGUUUCUGGCACGGUGGUGAGUGGUUAGUAUGCUCAACAAGAGAUCGCCAUUCAACACCCUGUAGAGUUGGCAGAUUCUUCACUGCUCCGUUCAAGUAUCCCAACAAUACUGGGGCUGAAUAAAUCUGAACCCAACGGUUGCUCAGUGUUACCGUACAAAUGGUUAACUGUUCAGUUUCUAUCCACCUUUAACAUUGCAGCUAUAAACCAACACCUUGUCUCGUUGUCAGUCCCAGCUGCAUGUCCCCAUUCCUUCUCCCUACCAAACUCAAUAACUGAAGAGCAAAGGACUUGCAGUACUAAGUUUCCCUUGGGUUCUGGAAAGAAAGUUAAGCUGUUCUUCAGCCAACCUCGCUUCCUAUUAAUAUUUUGUCAUCUUGCCUUGAUAAAUGUUACAUUAGCUCCCACAGCAUUCCCAACUGGAUUAUUUUCUGCUAAUCUUUUUUUAUAUUCGUCAUGGCAUACUCCAAAGAGAAGUCUGGCCCUCUGAAUCCUGCCUGCACGUAUCAAGCAGGUGGGAGAACAUUCCUUCCCACACGGCCAUAAUCACAGGGACAGGUAGAUGAGGGCUGCAUGGAGCCUGAAGCAGCUGCUAACAGCGGGCAGUAGUAUUUAACAUACUAACACUUCCAGGAGGUAAAUUCCUAGCGGUUUUGAGUCAGGCAAACCUACAUGAGUGUGUCUUGGCUGGGGUAGGGCCAGGGUCCUCACUGGCACCAGGCAACACAGAAGUUCCAGCACCCUGACCCACAAUCUGGUGUGCAGUUAGUGGGCAAAAACUGAAGCCUGCACCUCGUGUCCCAAGUUUGAGAAGCCCUGCAGCGUUCAAUGUCUCUGCUCAGACAGGAAGAAUGACCACCACUGAAGUACCAGAGUACAAGUACUCUAGAACUGUAUCUAGUAGGAAUUAUUCACAUUCUUAAAGGCUACUGACUGCACGUUUUUGCUUAACUUCUGUGGCAUUGAUCUGUGAAAUGUCCUCACCAGUUCUUGAUCCAAUUGGACCCUUUAACCACUCAAAAACUGCAACUACAAAGCAGUUGUUAAAUAUCUGUGAGGGACUUCUAAAGUGCAGGCUUGUUGUGUUUUCUUAACUGCCCCUUCCCCAGUGGUUGCAGCACCUCAAAUGCUGGCAUUUUUGUUGCAUCUUAACUUUAAGCUAAUGCAAGCAGAGUGUUGAGCCCUGCAUCACAAAAUAGGCCUAAAUCCUGCACUACAGUGCAAUAUAGCCAUGCGUUACAACUUUAACACAGUUAACAAGUUAAUAUUUAUUUUCAACUGUUUUAAAGUAUUUCAGCCUAAUCCAAACUCACUUCAACCUGAUCCAAAGGUCAGAGUUGGUCUCAGUUGAGCAACCAGGCCCAACUCUUGAGAAUCCCACCUCACUGGACCUCCCUCAGGACAAGGGAUCUCACCACACGUGUUGGCCAAAUUCAGGUACUGGACACGUUCAAAGUGUCUUUUGCAGAAAUGGGAUGUAUAAGGGAUACUGGAUGAUAGAUGGUGUGCCUGCUUUUAUACUCUCUGCCUGGGUGAUCUUCCCCCAUUCUCCUCAGACUGUCUCUCCCACCUCCCUUGGCCUUUCCCUCCUGCCUCCACCCAUCCCCUCUUUACUUCUCUCUCCUGCCCUGUCUCUCAUAGAAACAUAAUUUGUCAAAAAAAAAUUAUCACUAAAAUGGGACUUUCCCUUAGCAGAGUCAGUCCAUUGACCCACAGUGUACUCAUUUAAAUAGUUCAACUCCCCUUUGGGACGUGGGAGCAGACUUUGGGGUUUGUAUCGAGCAGUGAGCAAAUGUCUCCACAAGCAAUGGAUAGAAAUAACCUGCAAGCAGCAAGGUACACGCCAGACGGUUGUAUAUAGACAUCUCAGUGCUGACACACACCUGGGGUUGGGAUAAUGAUUAAAGCAUGCAGUUCAGUGCUGGCAAUUUAUGAUGUCGCCUGACCUCGAGUGUGUUACAGGAUAGUUUGAUGUGUUCCCUGGCGGGAUGCCCAGCACUGUGCCAUCUGUUGGAUGCUAUGCCCUCUGCCUCCUGGGUUCCUCUCCACCCCCUUCCCCCUCCCAACGAGACGAAGGAAGUGUGCGUCUGCUGCCUUCUGCACCAGGCCUUUUCAUUAGUUUGACCAGAGCUCUGUUUCUGCAUUUGUUCAUUGUGAGGAAGCAGCAGGUCACUGUGGCAAUGUUUGAAGAAAGAGACUUGCCCUUUAGAAACGUCUGACGGAACUUCUGGUGCCUUGGCUUAAUGGUACAAGCUUCCUGAGUCAGUCCAUCAGACAGGAUACCGACUGGGGUGGUGGUUGUCAGCUGAAUCUUGGCCACUGUUGAAACCAGCUGCAGCCUCUACUUUGGGACCUAGGCUGCUAGUUGCUGCUCUAUCUAACAGCUGCUUUCUGUAACUGAGGGGAAGACUUACUGACUGCCCCACAGGUUGACCCGUGAACUAGUUACUUUUUGCUCUUAUCAAUGUCACAGGUAAUGCUCAAUCCAAAAUUGAUGCAUUCUCGGCCCACCUCCCUGUCCCCAGGCCUGGAAGAGCCGCUUUUAGCUUUCUGGUGGUUGAUGAGUCACACAAGAGGCCUGUUGAAAUAUCUGGACUCUGAAACCCUGCCACGUGACGUUAGCAAAUGAGGUUAUCAUAUUGAAUUUGCUAACAUUGCACUUCCAGGCAAAUACUAAUGCAUUUGAACUUAAUGCCUGAGGAAGUCAUGUCCUGCUUAAUACUGUUGCCGUAACUAGAUACCUCUCUCCCUUCCCUCCCCCCAAACGCGUCUGUAGGCAGCAUUCAGUACAUUCCCAUGCAACCAAGAAGAUGCUGCAUAUUCUGUUGCAUGCUUUCCUCUUGCUCUUGCUUUCUGUAUGUCAUCUUCUACCCUUCUCUGGUCCUGAAUAAAAAUGCACCCAAACUUUUUUUUAAAAGAAAGUCACCCUUCAUGAAUAUCCAUCAAUUAUAUUGUGGGGGAGGGGUCGCUGAUUAAUAAAACAGCUUUGUCCUGUCCUAGGAAGCGCAGGCAGAAAUAGCGUGCAGUCUUGUUUCAUUCAACUGAUGACGCAGUGUUUCAUUAAGCAGUGUAGUUCCAGUUUAACUUUAAACUAGCAAUUUGGGUGAUUUUUUUUUCCCCCCCCAUUAACUCUUAAUAGCAUCUUGCUGGCAGGUUUGUAAUCAGAUUUUACCGACUGUGGAACUACCAAAGUGUUAAAUAACUCGGUGUACUGAAUCUCGAAUCUGGGACGUGGGGAAGGAAGUGAAAGGAGGAACCACUUUGUUACAUAUGAGCAGUUUGCAUGGUCAUUCCUCUAGUUCAGCUUGUCAAAGACACCAACAGAAUCUUCGCUGCCAGCUGAUAAUUUCUGUUGUAUGGUGCAUUGGGUCAACUGUAGACUUGGUGCACUUAAUCAUUUGCACUGCAUCUAUAGUACACCACUGGAUGACAGUCCUGCCACUGUGCGGUCAAAACCUCAGGAAAUCUCUCACAUUGAUGCACUAGGACUAGACACUUGUUGCAGAGCAAACCUCUCACAGGCAGUUAAUCUGCAGGUCUGAUUUGUCCGCCCCACUGUGCGAGUAGCAGCUGGAAUAUUUUGUCCUGGUAGAAUGGAAUAAUUUAUGGAGCCAUCAGAAGAGUGGGUUGGAGCAGGUUUAAUCCCUGGAGUAUAAAAAUCUACAGGCUGUUUUUUUUUUCUUGCUGUUGCCCUCUGCCUACGUGUAGGAAGGGGAGUUCCCAGGCUUCCUGCCGGCUAUGAAGUGUGCUGUUGUAUUACCGCUGGUCCUGGAAACGUUUGUCUUUUCCUCCUGAGAUCUAGUGCACACAGGUCCCCUCGCUUCUCUCCCACGAGUGGUGAUGUGCAGGGAUCACCUUGAAAUGAGAGUCGUAUACAAGCCCCACUGGACAAUGCAGAAACAGAUUGAAUCUAAAGGCAUCCUUGUGAGCCAUUAUUAGGCUUGACAUAACCAACAAAAGCCCGUCCAUUGCCAAUAUUUCUUCUCCUGUUGCACAGUGCUCUCUUGCAUACAGUCGAAUUCUUAUCUACUUUGCAGGUGUUUUGUCCCGGUGGCUUAUUGACUGAAUGUGUGUCAGUAUCUAUUUAGCAUCAAUAAGGCAGAUAUUAUUUCUGGUCUGUACUGUCAGUGGAGCUGAAACAAAGCAGGAGCUCUGGAGUUAGCAGGGGGUGGGGUGGGGUGGGAUGGGAUAUCACUAUAAGACCGGCGUGAUGCCCCCUGUAGUUGAAUAACUUGCUAGCUGUCCACACUAACAGCAAGAGCGACUGUUUCAGAAGUCUCCAGCUGGAAUCCCUUCCCUUUGACGCAGGAGGAGGUUGAAUGUUUGAUUAGACGAGGGAGGAAACAUCACAAAGCCUUUUUCCCUAAAAUACAGGAACCUUCUCCUGUCACACCACAGGCCGGUUAUCCAACCAAUGCAAAUGGCUUAAACCUCCCCCUUGCCUGGUGCCCUUGAUUCCAUGGAUCUUUCAAUAGUUUCCUGUGCAUUCCUGGAAAUGGGAUCCAGAGGCUUCUUAUGGUCUCCCUAAACACGGAACUCCCUUGAGCUGCUGCUCUAUUUAGGCUGCAGUACUUGCUGCAGUCCCAGUGAAUUCUCCGAAUGCAGCACUUAAACACAAUAGGAAUUAUCUUGAAGGACAAAACUAUUGCCGCACUGCUAAUGGGUUCUGUAUAUUUGGAGCUUAUCUGUAAAUAGGUUUCACUUUUGUUUCCCAUUGGGGUUUGUCAAUGUUAUUUAUUCCUGCCGACAUUGCAAGGUCUGCUGUGAUUAUUGCUGCACAUCAAAUGUCUGCACAAAGGAAGAUGGUGAGAUGCAGGAUGGUGGAGCUGUGCCUAAUUGAGUUUGGCAGCAUCUAAGGCUGUUUGGUAUUUUUAGCACCCGUCAGUAGUGUUGUUUGAAAUGAGGCUAUAAGUGGUCUUUUGUGCUGCGCAGUUCUGGAUACCUGUAUGGCGUGUGUGCCAUAUCACCCUCUUACAUUUGGGUUUGGACCUGCUCCCUAGUACCUGGGACAGGUGAUGCAGUUGGCUACCAUUCCUCCCCCCUCUUCGUCCCCUGCUGGUGGGCUGCAGCCACCAAGGGCGCUCCCUAUGUGCUUGUUAAUUGUUGUUUUGCCCGACCUAUGUGUUUGGAACAUGGCUGCACUUCCAAUGGAGCGCAGAGGUCCCUGGCAUCCCUCUUCUACCCAAGACCUGCUGCCCUGAAUGGGUGGACUGUUGAUGGAGUGGGAACUCUGGGCUAUCCACUUGCUGGACACCAAGGCGUGGGGAGAAGAGAGAAUGAGUGAAGCCCCACUGAAUAGCUACAGCUGGUAGGAGCUUCCCACUCUUGGCACCGUUGCCCACGGGCAGAGCUUGUGAGUUCAGCCACGCUCCGCUGUUCCUGUGGGAUCAUCCCCAACGGCAGCUCCUGAUUCCCCUGUGGCCCUUUCGUCAUGGGCGGCGGCAGCAGCAGGACAGGAAGAGGCUUCAGUUGCAGAAUGUUCCAGCUGUAAAUCUUUAGUGCCCGCAGCCUUCUUGCUGGAGAAAUGAGUAGAAACCUUUGGGAUUUAAAGUGGGAUUCGGUGGGGGGAACACUGCCGCUCGUUCUCCGGGAUUUUAGAAUCAAUUGGAGCAUGCAGCUUAGCAGAAGGAGUGUAUAAGGUUGGGCUGUGACAGGAUUGACAGAAUCUCCUCCUCAUGGCUCUGAGGCCUCUUUGAAAUCUGAAGUCGCACUUAACUCUGUACCAAAAGAGGAUGAUGUUUGAGAGGUUUCAGGCCCUGUCUCCUUCAACGUGGUAGGGGCACCACUGGCAUCAUGGUAUUCCUUUACUCUGAAGGACCACCCAUGUUCUGAAUGAGCGCACCCCUUCCUCUGUAGCCGCACUGCCCUCUGAGUUAAAUUAAGGUUGAGCAAAUGAGUGAUCUCCCCAUCUCCCGAUUGCUUCCUCACUGGAGAGCACCGCGUAUGGCAUCAGGAGGGAGCAAGGAUCUGACUCAUUCCUGAGGGCCAUGCCCCCUCCCACCCAACUCUCUCUGGUCUGGCCUCACACCGGGAGGGAGGGAGAGCUGGAGUGAGAUCGGCAACCAAUGACCAGUACCUCGGGGUGUGGGGUGGGUGGGACAGAGGGAGCUAACCAGAAGCAGACGUGUUUGGGAUAGUGUGUGGGGACAGGUGGCUACGAGCGAGCAAGCCUCCUUGUGGGAGAAGUGAGCAGCAUUGGAGGGAGGAGGCGUUCAUCAUUCCCGAGUGCCUUCCAACCUCAUGAGACUUGACUGUUGUAGCAGGCUCCCUGUGGCCAUUAGAGUCUCGCUCAUUGGUUGGGGAGCCACAUGAUUUGAAGCUUCAGUCUGAUUGGAAGAAUCACCAGACUGUGUGCUUCCCCCAACGGUACUGGUUCUAAGUGCCACAGCGCACAGCAGGGUCACACCCAACCAGCUGCAUCUCCUCCACUGGUCUCCCUCAUGUUCUCCUCACCCCCCCCUCCCCCCCACCUCUUCAACACCACCUGCUGAGGACCACCACUGGAGUUACGCCCGCACCCCCCCCCCCACCCCAUCUGUGACACCUGGAGGUACACAUACCUCUUUUUUUUCUUAAACCGCAUUCACCAAGUAAGCAGGGGCUCCAGUGUAAUGUGGAAACGUUCCUUGCUGGCAGGAUCUGUGGUAGAGCGCUUGCAGGAGAUUCCCAGGAACUUUGGUCCAAGUUCACCCACCUGACAUCCCGUGAGCUCCCAAUCUGCAAACCUUCGAUGCUAUCCCGGCCAAUCUCAAAAAUUGGGCACAGCUGCCGCCAGAGAGGCUCAAUAGUGGGAGAUAGUCUUCCGAGCCCUUCAGCACACCCCUGGGAUUGGCAAAGAGUGAACUUCCAACCUUGGCAUAAGAUCACCAAACACGCAAGUCAUUUUCCCAAAGUCUCUCUGAACUGAACUCUAUGCAUCGCGCCCCCCCCCCCCCCCCCCCCCCCCCCAAGAACCAAUUCUUGGCAGCAUUCAAAUAGAAUGAAGCAAUCUCUGUUUCUUUAGUCCCCGGAUGGCUCGCGGUCCUGAAGCUUAACCUUCCAAUCCUGGCAAGCAUAGGGUCCAGGUAGCUCUCCCCUCGGGUGAGCCAGGGUGGAUGUCGGAGAAUGGAACUGAUUGGGAGAGGUGUGUGGGGCUAAACACAAGGACAUCCAUGUUGUAACAUCCUGACACAAGCCGGGAACUAGACUCCGAAAAGCAUCACCUGUUACUCUUCCUUCCACCUUAUAGCAAGAACACACCUUUUGUUCCAAUUUGAAGACAUAAAGUAGAAAAAUCAAACAAUUCUUCACCUUGUUUUACAUGCUAUCUUUUCCACCCCAUUCAAAUAAUUUAUUGAAAUCGGAUAGUGGGCCUUGGAAAUGUUCAAUGAAAUCGCAGUUAGCUCAACUUAUUCUAUAUGUUAAUGUACGAAUGUUAAGGGAGUAUCGGUGGAAUUAAACAGAAGCAGAUUGCUGUGGCCUUUUAGGGUACGUGAUCUUCAAUAUAAUAAUCCAUUGUGUCUUGUGCCUCUCUCAGUAAGUGUGUGGAGAGCAUAUGCACAGAGACUGCACUAUAAAACUUUUUUGAAAAGCACUCGUACUGUGAUUCGGGGAAAGGUUAAAUCUCCAAUGAUUCCUUGUUAAGUUGUUUCUUUGUGUUUUAUUUUUGCUUAUACAUGCAUUCAUACAUGUCUUGCAACUUGUUGCUAACAGCACGUUGCCUCAGAUGUACCAGAUUCCUGUAACAAGGUCAUUGAUUUCAUUAAAACACCUUAAAAUUGCA
Messenger RNA from Pristis pectinata (smalltooth sawfish), 9833 nucleotides. RefSeq names its product RAB4B, member RAS oncogene family (gene rab4b). Bases 116 to 757 code for a protein of 213 amino acids. Gene Ontology annotation, cellular component: endosome. The transcript has 8 exons. The record is from RefSeq and is a predicted model, not a curated record. Gene Ontology annotation, molecular function: GTPase activity; GTP binding. NCBI's taxonomy places the organism in Eukaryota, Metazoa, Chordata, Chondrichthyes, Rhinopristiformes, Pristidae. Gene Ontology annotation, biological process: Rab protein signal transduction; regulation of endocytosis.